Molecule: messenger RNA, 5365 nt
Organism: Biomphalaria glabrata
Lineage: Eukaryota; Metazoa; Mollusca; Gastropoda; Planorbidae
Product: allatostatin-A receptor-like
Exons: 5
Coding region: 1351-2487 (378 amino acids)
Biological process (GO): G protein-coupled receptor signaling pathway
Cellular component (GO): membrane
Molecular function (GO): neuropeptide Y receptor activity
Source: RefSeq, a predicted model, not a curated record
UGUGCCCUUCUCUGCUUGGCAUUUUCCGAGUCAGUUUGGAUUCGAAAGUCGCGCAGCGUCUAUGCCGAUAAUGUUUCGCACUUCUUCAGGUACAAUUUCUUCUAAUAGGUUUUGAUGAAUAUGGUGCCGGCACUUUAAAGACUUAAAUGGCGCGGGGGACGAAGCGACUUGGAAGUGCGCGUUGGCGUUGGUGCUGAUAAUUUAGAAUUUGUGUGACACGGGGGGUCGAGAGCUGAGAGAGAGAGAGAGAGAGAGAGAGAGAGAAAGAGGGAGAAAGAGGGAGAGAACCUUAUGCCCUCCACUCCCCCCUUUAUUUCUGUGACGACGCGCAGCCUGGGAUGUAGGGUCGCAAGUGGUGGCGUAGAUCUAGAUCUAGACUGCGUCCAAAAGUUUCAAAAGGAAGCGUGUUUUGUUGAAAGACAAUUACUUUGUUGGAAGUGUUUUGUGUGAUUCUAGUUUCAUUCUUCUCAGGAGUACACCUGCUUUUCUUACUGACGUCACGCAGACAUCGGGAUUAAAACCUAAACGAUUCAAGACUUCACACAGCACAAAUCAAGUUCAAGGUCUGUAGCUGAAGCUUCACCAGGUCCUAUUGAUCUUUGGAUAACCUCCUAACUGAAAGUUUAGUAGCUAGACACUACACCUGGCAUCUGAAAGGUAGCAGGACUAGCACGUCACUGACAGACAAAACAAAUAAUGCCACGCAGAUCUAUUGAACUUGUUCCCAGACUCUGCUAGACUGAUGGGCCUCCAAUAAUCUGGACACUUCUGGGACACUUCUCAAAACUGGACAUAGGUACAGAUUGAACCCCGACAACGAGGAUGUUGGAUAAGAAACACAACAAUAGCAUCAAUGCUCUCAUUUCUUGACAUUGUCACUACACGAGCGACUUCUUACUAUCUCCAGAUCAAGACAUCUUAGAUCUGAUGUGCCUUCUCCAGUUUGUGAAGUGAUACAAUUAAUUUGGCCCCUAAACGAAACUGAAUGUUCAUAAAACAUUUCUGGUCAAUCCAACUCUACCUUCUCUCCCAAUACACUAGCCAUCUGUGAUGGUCUUUACUCGAACGAAUGGACGUUAGGGGAAUCAUUCUGCGUGGCUACAAGAAGGGCGUGGUCAGCAGAACUCAUUCACGGUCAGUCCUUGAGCACGUGGUCAGUCUUCUUUUUUGGUCGUUCGCUCAAGGCAGGUCAAGCAGGAUGAAGUACACCAACUGAAUGUCCGUUUCAUCUCAGCUCUCUGUUCCACGUCAGCUUUUGUUCAAUCAAAGACUUUAUACCUAGUACAUUUAUUUAAAUUUAUUUUUUAAUAAAAAACAAAUCUUUGCUUUCUUUGUGACUCAUUGAUAGUCAUGGAUUCCAACGGUCUCGCUGACGCCAGACUCAUCACCCCGGCGUCAGACGGAGUCAAUACCACGGUGUAUCCCACUAACACGACACCCACUUACCCCACCGGGUCGACCAACGACUUCGAGUGGUACGUCAGCAUAAUAGUGCCGACCAUCUUUGGCCUGAUCUGCGUUCUGGGUCUUUUCGGCAACUCUCUGGUCAUCCUGGUGGUCCUGUGCGACAAGCACAUGAGAAACACCACCAACAUUCUGAUACUGUCCCUAGCUGUUGCAGAUCUUCUCUUCAUCCUCUUCUGUGUGCCAUUCACCGCCGCGGGGUACGCGCUCCCGGUCUGGCCGUUCGGGGACAUCGGGUGCAAGGUGGCGCAGUACGCCAUGUACGUUUGUGCCUACGCCAGCGUCUAUACCUUGGUGCUUAUGUCCCUGGACCGCUACCUGGCCGUGGUGCACGCCAUACGAUCGAUGACGCUGAGGUCAGAGAGGAACACCUGGAUCGCAAUAUUAAUUAUGUGGAUCAUUAUCCUCUGCGGUAACACGCCCAUCUUACUUCAGUACGGGGAACACCACUACGACCAUGAUGGACAGAACAGGUCAGCCUGCAUCAACGUGGCGGACCUCGCGGAAGGGAAUCACAACAAAGCUUUCUUCGGGACCUUCCUUUUCUUCGGAUACGUCAUCCCUCUGGGCAUCACCGUUGUCAUGUACGGGCUGAUGCUGAAGCGGCUUCUCUACGGGGUGGUGCCCGGCGGCGGCAACCAGUCCGCGGAGAGCAUACGCGCCAAGAAGCGCGUCACGCGCAUGGUGGUCAUUGUGGUGGUCAUCUUCGCCAUCUGCUGGCUUCCGGUGCAGGUCAUCCUGUUCUACAGAUACAUCCUGGAGUACGUCAUGAGCGAGAUCUUCGUCGGGAUUAUGAUGGCCGCCAACUGUCUGGCGUACAUGAACAGCUGUGUCAACCCCAUCCUGUACGCUUUCUUAUCGGAGAACUUCCGGCGCAGCUUCCGGAAGUUCCUGUGCUGCACGGAGAGCUCUCGGCGAAUGGAGUACGAGCGCACCAACAUUCGAUUCACCGUGACCGAAAAAGAGACCACGAGUACCAAGCAGACGUGUGUGAACAAUUCUAAGACCUACACACCUGUGUAGUCCACCCACCGCCCUCUCAACACACAAAAAACACACUCACCCACAAACAGUCACACCAUUCGUUACUUCCCAGUCUUCUUACAAAGUACUAUGACUUUCGUGGCUCUAGCUUGACCUCAUCAAUCUCUGGACACAGUCACAAUAAACUAUCUGUAUUUAAAUUCUUGAGUUGCUGUGUACUAUGUAACCUACACUAUGUACUGUGUCAUGUUCAAUUAUCUAAUGUCAUGUUACUCUCACUGUAGGCAUGCUCUUCUUGACCCGUUUCAGUAUUGUAGGUCGUACGUUUCUCCUUAGUUUUGGCUCCAUCUGUCGUCUGCUGUCUAUUUCAAUGAUGAUACAAAAUCUUCUCGUGUAUAAUGAACUAGACUAUAAUCUAGACUUUUGAUCUGUGUGUGUAGAAUGAUGAGCGUCACGUGAUACUAUUAUUGUUAUUGUUUAUAAGUUAUUUUGUAUAUAAUAUCUUACAUGUUACAUGUUUCAAUAUUUUAAAGUAUUUGCUGACAUUUUGGUACAUAGAUUAAUAGUUUGUUAAUAAUAGUAGGACAUUUACUAUAAUGUAGAAUUAAAUAAUGGCAUUUGUUAUUGUCAAGUAUAUGGAUUUGUCUUUUAGAGAGAGAGAGAGAUAGAGAGAGAGAGAGAGAGAGAGAGAGUUUGAAAAGCUUUUCAAGUUUAUUGCUAUAGGUUUGUGGAAUUAUUUUACAAAAAAAAAUAUUUCCAGAACAAUUGUAAAAAAAAACUCAUUGUCUGGUCAACAUACUAAACAUUCAUAAACUGUUGUACCCAGAGAAUAGAUUGCAGUAUGUGUAUUCAAAGUGACAUAACAAUUAAAAUACUUAAGAAAGUUAUUUUUACUAGUUGUCUUCUCUUGUUACAUGAAGAGAAUAUUAUUUUAUUUAUUUUUUCCAUUUUAUUUUAUUUUUAUCUAUUUUUUUCUCUUUUCUUUUGAAUAAAUUGUCGCUGAAGAUGUCUAUUUGUUUAGGUUAUAUUGAACAGUUCUUAUAAGUAUUGAAAUCAGAUAAAUACACUUUAAAUUUCAUACCUUACAAUGGCUACAUAUAUAUAUAUAUAUGUCAUACGAUUUAUUUUUAAGCUCAAUAUAUUACCAUUAUUAUUUGUCUGGUCAAUGGGAUUACAAUCUUCUUGAAAUGUUAAAUUUAUAUAUUUAAAUAUAUUCUUUGAAACAAGAUGGCGUCUUCCCCCAAUUUUGCCAUUUUUACUGCAAUUUUUAAUAAACGUUUUCCUUAAUAAUAUUAUAGACCAAAACAUUAUGGUCCAAGAUGAAAUGUUUUAUAUCUAUUUAUAUAUGCUUUCAUAUUUCAUUUAAAAGUAAAUCUGAUCUGUUAUGGAGUAACUAACAAUGUCAAAAUAGAGUAUAGAUUUAAACAAUUCUUUGGCAUUAUAUCAUUCUAUAGUCUGUGUGUGUGUGUGUCUGUGCUUUUUGUAUCAUUCAGAAAAUACCUUUUUAUUCCAAACCAGUAAUUUUCAAUCCAUGAAACUCGAACCCAAAUGGUUUCCUAUAAGAUGUCUGUGUCCCCAUAUAGUGGCAGGAUUACAUGUCAGUAAAUAGUUUGCUUUGACGUUUAGAGACAUCAUUCGGGAGUGUAGUCUGACUAUGAAAUAGAAAUCUAGUUUACGCACUGGCAUACUAUGACAUGAAAUUUGAUGCUUACAGCGACGUCUGUAUGUGGAUAUUAUUACGUUUACUUUCAAACAAAAUGUUUAUCUGGUCGCAUACAUAGCACAUUUUUGGUUUGACAAAUCUUAAUUUUUAUUUUACUUUUAUUUGAAGGGAGGGAGUUUACUAAUUGCACGUUAGUCACUACUUUCAUCUGUAUUCUUGUAUUAGUAAGGAUACUGAGUGAUCUACAUUGUACAAACAAAUCUUCCACUUGCCAUAUACAAGAGUUUAUGAGAUUCAGAAUCGUUUCCAUGUAAGGAAAAUGUUGACUUUUUUUUUUCAUGGUUUUCGGUUUUAUUUCUAAAUUCUCACAUCAACUGGCAGGAUCAUGAGUAUAAGAUACUUUUAUUGCUACUUGAACAGAAUGGACAUUUACAGACUGUACUAAUAGGUACCUAUAUUCUGUUGUAGAGAGCUGAUUAUUAUGAUCUCUUUGCCAAUUGGUUUCACAUGUUCAGCUUAACAAGCAAUAAGAAUAAAAAAAGUUCUAAGGCAAAACUAUUUAUUUUGUUUGCGAAUUCGGAAAGGAGGGGGAAGCGAUUAGAGUUUUCUACAGAAUAUCUACACCUAAGCGUAGUUUCCCUUUAUUUUGGUCAAGAUAUCAUGGAAAUUUGGUAAAACCUAUGGCGAUAUUUUAAAUGGGAUUUCUAAUUUGAAUUACCGCUUUAAUCAUAGGUGGAUAAUUUAAUCACGUAAUCUCUUCCUCUCUGUCUCUCUCUCUCUUCCUCCCCCUCUCUCUCUCUCUCUCUUGUCAUUGCUCUUCAUUCCAAUCUCUCUUUUGUCUUCUGUCUAUCUCUUCUUUUUAAAAAUGAAUUUGUUGGAGUAAAACAAUAAAUUCAAUCGUUUUCUAGAGUUGAUGAACUUGAAAACAUCCCCCAUACAUCUGGACACUGUUUCUUAGAACUUGGAAAACCCCCCAUACAUCUGGACACUGUUUCUUAGAACUUGAAAACCCCCCAUACAUCUGGACACUGUUUCUUUGAACUUGAACCCCCCCCCCCCAAUACAUCUGGACACUGUUUCUUAGAACUUGAAAACCCCCCAUACAUCUGGACAAAGUUUCUUAGAACUUGAAAACCCCCCAUACUUCUGGACACUGUUUCUUUGAACUUGAAAACCCCCCAUACAUCUGGACACUGUUUCUUUGAACUUGAACCCCCCCAUACAUCUGGACACUGUUUCUUUGAACUUGAACCC